UGACUUUCAUCUGCAGCUCUGUUCCAUUACAGUAGAGUAAUGGAACAGAGCCUCGUCCUCUGUGCACAUGUGCAAAGCCCAACCCUCCCCCUUCCUCCUACAUGUGUCUUUCCGUUUAGUCGUACUUCAUCUCACCACUGCUCCACACUCCCUUGCUGACAUUGUAACUGUGCCUGUCAACGACCGAUCAUCUCAGCCAGGGCAAAGACAAAACGAACACAGAGAGAUUGGCUAAAGGUCGUCCAGUUUAGAACUCAUCUGAGAGCACCAUGUGCUCCUCCUCUGACCCUCCUGGACUGAACUCUGAUACAGCUCUGGAAUGAGUCGGAAACUUUUCACCCAGUGGACUGCUUUCUUUUACCACCGAGACACACCUUUUACCAGAAACAACAGGAUGUAGCAGGCAGGGGUCACACCCACAUCUGUGUGAUAGACCAGAUCUGACUCUGCCUCCCACAGAGUAAAUCUAUGAAGGGAUACACUAUUUACCUCCUAUAGUGCAAGUGAAUUUCAAACCAGGAAAGUGGCAGAAUCCAAAAAUGAACAACACAACCAACAACUCAGCUGUGUGCGUUAAAAUCGGGGAGAGCGUCAUCAGUGACCUCCUGAUGUCUGUUUACAUCCUGGUCUUUAUUUUUGGUUUGAUCUUUAACGUGGUGACCCUGGGCCCUAUUUGGCAACAGGUGCGGCGGCAAAACAUUUUGGGAAUCUUCCUGCUCAAUCUGUCACUCUCAGACUUUCUUUACAUCUUCACCAUGCCCCUUUGGAUCAAUUACUACCACCAGGACCACAAUUGGCGUUUGGGUGUUAUGUCCUGCAGUAUAGCUGGCUUUUUCUACUACUCCAACAUGUACAUCAGCAUCUACCUGCUCUGCUGCAUCUCUGUGGAUCGCUGCCUGGUGGUCACAUUUCCACUCCGUUUUAAGGCCCACCGCACGUCACGCUACGCCUGGGCACAGUGUAUCGGGGUUUACGUUGUUGUGGUGGUGAUGCACAUCAUGGUGCUGAUCCAUGAUAAUCUCAUAGACGCCCACGAUGACGUGAACAGCAACGACCGUUGCUAUGAGACCUACCCUAUGCAGUGGCCUGUUGCCUUAUUCAACCUGAUCCGAGUGGCCAUUGGCUUCCUGCUGCCCCUGCUGGUGUUGACGGUGAGCUACUGGAGAGUGCUGGCUACUGUGGGCCAGAGUCCUGGGCUGAGUCUCCAGGCCAAGCGGAAGGUCCGCCUUCUUUCCUUUGGCGUGAUUGGCAUCUUCUCAAUUUGCUUUGCUCCAUACCACAUUCUCCUGCUCAUACGUUCACUAGUCUUCUAUUACAGUGAGAACCCACAGCCUGGUGGGUACUACUGCCAGUUUGAGGAAAAAAUGCACUUCUUUUUCUCAUGCACACUGGCACUGUCCAGUCUGAACUGUGUGGUGGACCCCGUGCUGUAUGCGUUGGUCAGCAAUGGAGUCCGGGAGGAGGCAAAACUGUUCUGGCAGAGGUACAGAAAGACACAGGCUACAGAGAGCUAUACUCUAGCUUCAUCUAACAGAGGAAAGGCCAAUAAUAAUUUAAUAUGAAGUGUUUGUGUGUGUGUGUGUGUGUGUGUGUGCAUAAUGCAUGUACAUUAUUAUGCAUAAACCAAGGUUUGUUAGCCUGUAAGUAGCAAGAUUAUAUAUUAUCAGAUAUCAGAUACAUUAUCAGAUAUCCUUUCAAAGGACCAAAUUUCCACCUUUGUCCAUCCGUUUAUUUUGAUACUUUUCAUACUCAUAUCCAGCACAGUGUAGAAGUGGAGGGUGAAAAAACCAUGCAUCUCCAAGAUCUUGAAUUGGAUUGUAAUCCCACGUUCUGUGCUCCACUGGGGCUGAAGAGCCCUUGUGUUUUUUUGUUUGUUUCUUUGUUUGU
Molecule: messenger RNA, 1887 nt
Organism: Solea solea (common sole)
Lineage: Eukaryota; Metazoa; Chordata; Actinopteri; Pleuronectiformes; Soleidae
Gene: gpr184
Product: G protein-coupled receptor 184
Exons: 3
Coding region: 540-1562 (340 amino acids)
Biological process (GO): G1/S transition of mitotic cell cycle; G protein-coupled receptor signaling pathway; negative regulation of G2/M transition of mitotic cell cycle
Cellular component (GO): membrane
Molecular function (GO): G protein-coupled receptor activity
Source: RefSeq, a predicted model, not a curated record